GGGAGCGGCGGAUGUUAGCGGGCCGGGAGGUGGCGGCGUUGCCACAGCAGCGGCGGCGGAGCGGGGCUGGGUUGGGCGCUGGCGGUCGGGACGCGCCAUGGAGGGGCUGGAAGGUGAGGGGCAGCGGCAGGGGGCGGCCAGGAAGGCCCCAGCCCUCCGGCGGGAUAGCGGGGAUCGCUCGGGGUGAGGUUGCAGUGCAAACUGGAGAUCUGUUGCCAUGUAGGAUUUGUGGAAGGACUUUCUUUCCAGCAGCACUGAAGAAGCAUGGACCCAUUUGCCAAAAAACUUCUGCCAAGAAAAGGAAGACAUUCGAUUCCAGCCGACAGAGAGCAGAAGGAACUGACAUUCCCACAGUAAAACCUCUUAAGCCACGGCCAGAACCCCCCAAAAAGCCAUCCAAUUGGAGACGAAAGCAUGAAGAAUUCAUAGCAACUAUACGAGCAGCCAAAGGACUUAAUCUUAAAGAUGGUGGAAAACUCCCUCCACCGCCUCCUCCAUCAUAUGACCCUGAUUACAUUCAAUGUCCAUAUUGUCAGAGGAGAUUUAAUGAAAAUGCAGCUGACAGGCACAUCAAUUUCUGUAAAGAACAAGCAGCACGUAUUACCAAUAAGGGGAAACUGGCAGCUGAUACCAAAGGGAAGGUUCCUACUCGAACACAGUACAAGCCUGCUGCAGUUAAGAAGAUGCCUUCUGCAGUGUCAGCACCACCACCAUCAUCAUCAUCACGUCUACCGCAGCCAAGUGGUGUUAGCAAAGCAGUUGUAGGUAUGAAAUGUUCCUCUUCAAGCAAAGCACUGUCUUCAUCUGGAUCCAGUGGCAGCAAAAUUCAGUCAUUAUCGCCGGCUCAUAAAAACUCAUUGGGAAUGGUGAACCCACAAGCAGGUAGUAAGAUGGACAAGUUAGGCCCACCACUGCGAACUGGAAGAGAUGUGCAAAGGUUUUAUGACACUGAUACAAAAACAGACAGUACCAUCAAAAGACCAAAUGAAUUGUUGCCUAUCAAGAAAGGUCCGACAAAAACACGGAUGUCAACCCCUCCUAGUGUGGCAAGAACUAUGAGCACGGGUGCUCUAUCAAACAAAAGAAAAACCAGUAAUUCAGACAGUUACUCAAGGUCUGAUGGUAAAACUGGGAAUGACACUGCUGACUACCUAUCCUCAGUCAACGGAGGAAGUUCAAAAAACAGUGAAGGAAAUUCAUCUGUACAGUUAUCUAAAUUUUGCCAUGAAUGUGGUACAAGGUAUCCAGUGGAAUGGGCAAAGUUCUGCUGUGAGUGUGGAAUUCGAAGAAUGGUUGUGUGAAUGCAUUCUUAAAAGCAAAGAGAAAAGGAGAUCUUGAAAGCAUCUGCUAUAUGCUGCUGCAUGGAAAGCUAAACACUCCUUCAAGUUAGGCUUCAUGCUGCAAACAUGUUGAAACAUUAUAAUUUUCUGAGUGCAAUCUGCUGGUUACAUAGUAAUUUAUAUAUAAAUAUGUAUACUGUAUAUAAAAGUAACAGGUACCUAAAACUGUGCCAUGCAAGGAAAUACUCUUUAAUCUCAGUUGGAAAUAUUUUAAAUUAGGGUAAAAAUGUGUUAAGUAACUUAAGUAAUGGAAGUGGUUCAGUGUUACUUUUCUUAUAUAAUUCUAUAGAAUUUAUUUAAGUCACUCACCCAUAGGGAACUAGCCAUGAAGAACUUCUGCGUCAAAAGUUUCUCUGUGGAGGCAUUUCCUUCAUAUGUGAUAGUAACUAGAUACUAUCUAUGUUGUAAGUGAAAACAACAUGAGCAACACCCUGUAAAUUCCUUGUUAGGAGUGCAGAAAGGCUGGAGCCCUGUAAUCUCUUUACUGUAAUACCUUAACUGAACUGACUAGUUACUUGCAGGAUUUUUUAAUGAUUCAAAUAGGAAAAAGUCUGUAAAUUCCAUUCACAUCUAAGAAAAUCAAAAGUUGUGGUUGUUGCUCUGCCCAUUCUGUUUUUGAAUAAGAACUUGUUAAUAUUUUAUGUAUUUAUAAAGACAAACGUGAUAUUUUAAUCAGUUACUUUUGUUCAUAAAUACUUGUCUUCCUCUCCCUGUGCUCUCCAGAAUGGCUAGCAUAUGUAAAAGCUUUUCACUUUUGUCCUUAGAGGUUUGCAGAGGUCCUAUUUUUCUCUUCCCUUGUCUCCUGAAGGAGAAUCUAUUGUAACUGUACCUAAAUGUUAGACUUAUUUUUUAAAAACAACCUUCUUUGUGUCCAAUACAGAAAGAGUUCCAUAAAAAUGAAUACUAUUAGAAAAGUAGAAAUUAAGUAGUUACUGUUUUUUAUACUUAUUCCUGUGCAAAUAGCAGGUCCAGAGUUUGUAUGUUUACAGCUCUACACGUGUUUUUGUGGUGGAUUUUCUUCUGUUUGUUUUUUUUUUUUUUCCUCCCAUCCCCAGUUCUUGGUAUUCAUGGGCUCUGAACAGCAACCUCAUUUGUAACAGUCUUCAUGUGAUUUUGUUGGUAUGAAGUGUCAGGACCUGUAAGCUGUUCCUUUUUUGGUGGUUGUUUUGGGUUUUUUUGUUUAUUUUUAAGCAAUACAAUCUACUAAAACCAUUCACAAGCUGUAUCACUUGUGUCUGAAUGUAGUGAUUUGUUCUGUAAAGUUUUAUUUUGAAGUACUGCUACUGUCUUAUUGGAAGAACAAUCUGAAAGGACUUAAUUGUGCCUUUACCACAGUACUUUUUUUUUUGUAAAAAAAAAUGGUUACUUUCAGUUCACAAACAUUAUUAGAACCAAUUUAUAUAGUUUCUUUUUUAGCUUGUGUAAAAUAUACUUCAGUGUUGCACUACAGUAACUUAAUCAUUGAACACAUUUUCAAAACUUGUGAUUAACAUCAGUGGGGCCAAUUGUGAGUAAACAAGAAUGAAGAAAUUUAUCUACAAAUCAGGUUCUACUCUUGGACGGUAAGAGGUUUAAGAGGCUUGAUGUAGUCAUCUUCCAGGCCAGAAACUAUUGAUAUUUUAGAAUUACUUCAAUGAUAUGAAAUUGUCUUACACUUAGUAUAAAAAAUUAUUUCUAGAAAUUAUUCUUUCACCUAGUGUAGUCUUGUAAAUAGUUUAUAUAAGCUGGCUAUGGAGCAUGAUAGGAUGAAUAACCAUUAAUGAGAGACCUGACAAAUUUUAGCCAAAGUAUAUUCUGAUUAGUUUAGGUCGUAGGAUCCAUAUUUUGGCACAUUCAUAUCUGUACUUAGAAAAAAUUGGAAUCCUGCAUCUUUAGCACAGAUAAGCCUGCUUUAGAGAAUUUCUCCUGGACUUGGGCCUUGGAGUUCUACAGUUGAUGGAGGCUAGGAGCGUUCAUCAGAAAAUAUGCAAAUCCAAAGUCAGUUUGAUUGGUUAGUGAAUCUAUAAGAUAAUCAAUUCCUUUAUCUGACUUGAUGAAUUUCCAUUUCUUGUUUCUGCUGGAAGUAUGCAUUUUACCACCUAUUGAAAACACAAUCUACAGGGAGAAAAAUUUUUAAGGAAAUAAAUGUAUUCUAGGUUUUCAAGGACUGGUGAAGCUAUUGAAAAAUAUAUUGACUUUUUCUCCCUUGAACUGCAAGUGGUACAUUUCCUAAUUUUAAAAUCAAUUCACAUAAAAUGACAGUUCCUGCUUUUUGAGUUGUGUAACUCUGCUUCCAGAGCUGCAUAUAAUAAAGUGAGAGACACAUGGUUUACUUUAUUUAUGCUUCUGUGAUCUAUAGCAAGAACCUGAACUGAAAGAAAAAAAAAUUUAAGGAUUUCCUGAACUUCUAAUUUGUCCUUACAAGAAUGUCUACUGAAGUAUAAAUGACUAUCAGUAGUAACAUUUUAUGAUAUGUAUGUUUGAAUAUACAAUAAAGAUAAGCAGGCAAUGAAAAUGUAAAUGAUUAUGCUGUUUAUUAUGGUAUAGUGAGACUAUCAGUAACGUAGUAUGUAUCUACUUUAUGAGCUGUUGUUUUUUUUUUUUGCGGAGUCACAUGUUUCUGAAGUCUUUGGUGUUGCUGACAGUAGACAGUAUUACAUGCAUGAUCAGAACAGAUCACUGUAAUUCCAUCUAAAUGCUUGCCAAUAGAUUUGUUCUGCAGAACUGAAUAUGGAAAUGAAUUGACUAUAUUAUUUAAGGAAAAAAAAUGAACUGUAAGGGAGAUAAGUAAAGACUGAUAUUCAGGUAUAUUGCACGUGUCAAGAAAUAUCUGAAUUCAGUUUAACAAGACCUAGGUUCAAACCCUCUCUGCCCUACUCCUCCCCUGCCUUUAUGUCUUGGUUCUUCAUGGGAGGAGAAAACAUCAAUACAUAUCCUGAAAGGGCAGAGUUCCUGAAUGCUUCAAGAAUCAAAUUUUUUUAUAAUUGUAAACAUAAAAUAUCUAGAUGAACUAUGCACCCAGAUGCACUGCAUUGCUAAGUCUAAACUUAGUUAGUGUCAUCCUCUGGAUGACCUGUUGACAGAUACUUAAGUUAAAAGCCUAAAUUCCUUAUACUAAAUGUAUAAAUUUGGGAUGAUAUGAUUACUUUAUCUGUCUUUUGGUUGUGUAUUUGUGUAUGCACAUAUGUAUUGUGUAAGAACUCUAAUCUUGCAAAUAUAACAAGUUUUCCACUGAAGCAGAGUUGAUACAAAACAAUACUGAACACUACUGCAGGAUUGUGAAGCCCCAAACAGAUAAUUGGUACACCUGCUAUAUACAGAAAGUGAAAUUUAUUGAUGUGAUUUUAUUGCUACCUAUGUCUGACCCUGUGACAGACUUUCUUUUAGCAUCUGCCACUAUAUGUUCCUGAAGUGCUUGCUAAGACAUGAAUAAAAUUCAACUAAUGAGAAAAGAAGGGAAAAAAUGGUAAAAUCCCAUGUAGAGAAACAAGAAUGUUGUUUCUGAGGUCCUGACUAAGCAUGUUUAUGUUCACAUUUUGUUUUUGUGAGUAUUUGAUUUGAUUUAUAAAGGAUGUGUGUGUAACAAAAAGGAGUUGUAGGAACUGAAACUGUACUGAUGCAAGGGCAGUGGAAUUUUGAAAUAUACUGGCUUCAGAGGUGAAAGCAGGGCAGCGUAAGGCCUAAUCUUUAUAUGAUUUCCCUUUGACAAGUUUGUAUUUAUGCAUGGUAUUGAUUCCAGUUCUGAAAGAAACUGUCUAGGGUAUAUCUAUACUCACAGCAACUUAAGUGUAUGGUUAGAUAGUUAUAGAUAGGUAUAUCCUCAGUGUACACCACUACAGAAAAGUGUGCAGUAGGAGGCAGAGCAAGCUUUAGUACCCUUUCAAAUAGUAACUGUUAAUGUCUAGGCAGAGUUUUUCAGAUUUGCCAAAGACAUUUGAACAGCCACCAGCCUCCCUCAGGUGGAUUUGAAAAGCUUAACCUGAAAGAUUGCACGGUUAGGGAGCUCUCCAUGGUGCUCCUGGCGCCAAGCCUCUCCCUGCAGUGUGCCUGGCAGUGUCUGUGUGAGCUCUUCCAUGUAGCAGGUAGCAAGGUACGCAGGGUAGUAACUCCAAAAUGUCUUUUAAGACCUGAGUUAAACUUCACCCAUUGUGGAAGUUCUGUCGUUCAAGUGAGACUAGGUCCUAAUUCACAGUUGCAGUUAAGAGUUAGUUUCUGAAAUGCAAUGUGUGAAGAGAAUGGUUCCAUGAUGCAUGCUUACCAAGUCCAUGAGGGAAGGUAUGGUUGCAGUAAUUGAAAUGCUAACAAACAAGGCAUUUAGCAGCGCACACUGAUGUAGGCUAUGUAAUGGCAUUGUCAGUGUCUUACAAAGUUCUCAAGAAGUACUGGUUUUCAACAUGUAGCUUUUGUAUCUGUGCAAUGAACAAACUUUUUAUAAGUUUUCUUAAAUCUUGACUAAAAAAUGUGUGUUUCGUAAGAGCAUUUGUUGCAACUGCACUUCUUUCAGUUUGACAAAGCUAUGAGUAAGUGUUUGGGUUGUAUGAGACAGUGGAAAUAUUGUCUUUGAAGUUGUUUUUGGUGACUGGUGAAAAUAUUUUCAUUGACUUUAAAGAAACACAGCUCAUUCCAACUUGUGAUGAUUGUGUUGCUGGGUAAAGCUUUGAGUUACUUUUUUUGUGUCAUUGAAAGAAAUGCUCAGUAAGAGAUUCUUAGCUGUAUUCAGCAUUUACUUGGUUUAGAUGCUGUCUUUCAAGCAUUCACAAUAUAAAGGAUUAAUCUUGCGUAUUAGUGGGUUUUGUUUUGUUCAUUAUCUCCUUCUCUUUUUAAUGUAUGUUUUUCCAGAAUACCCUAUUCUGCUUAGCCCCAUUUCGUGUUGGCAGAAAACAGCUCACUUAUAUUUUCUUUUAAGUAAUUAGUGUUUUUUUUUUAAUAAAUCAUUUUCCUCCAAUACAAACAGCAACUUCUGAGACAGCAAAUCAAAUACUCCAUUUAAUAUUGUUGAACAGUGAGCAUAAGGUCUAAAUGUUGUUUUCCAUUGUUCUUGUAUUUGAAUUUCUGGUAGAGAUGCAGAUGGAUUUGGGUCUGUUCUUGUAAAAUGCUAAGUAUUCCAUGGCUGUUACAAUACCUACUUUAUAUGAUUGCUUUAACUCUCUUGGUGUUCAUCCUUCAUAUGAUACUUAAUAUGUAUCUUCAUAAGUUUAUUUAUUGAUGUUCCAUGUUUUUAAAUGAAAUGUUCAUUCAUGUAUUUAACAUGAUUAAUUUUGUCAGCACUGCAUUUAUUAUGUUUGCCUUGCCCUUCGGUAUAGUUAAUAUUUGUUUAUGACUAUCCAAUGUUUUGUGGCAGUGUUGUUGUUUUUUUUUUUUGCUUUCUUUUUUUUGCAGAAUGCCUGGGUUUGUGUUUUAUUUGAUAUAUUAAUAUUAUUUUAAAGCCUCAGUUCUGUUUUCAUCAAUAAAUGUAAAUCACCCCCUGAUGCUAAUUUGCCACUUGUUAACAAUAAAGUGAAUAUGCCAAUAAAACUUCUUGAAAUGCA
Gallus gallus (chicken) is the source of this 6847-nucleotide messenger RNA. It is a transcript of the gene ZC2HC1A, whose product is annotated as zinc finger, C2HC-type containing 1A. The record is from RefSeq and is a predicted model, not a curated record. Lineage: Eukaryota; Metazoa; Chordata; Aves; Galliformes; Phasianidae. The coding region runs from base 12 to 1301 and encodes 429 amino acids. The transcript has 10 exons.